Molecule: messenger RNA, 450 nt
Organism: Capronia coronata CBS 617.96
Lineage: Eukaryota; Fungi; Ascomycota; Eurotiomycetes; Chaetothyriales; Herpotrichiellaceae
Exons: 2
Coding region: 1-450 (149 amino acids)
Source: RefSeq, a predicted model, not a curated record
AUGCCUCUCUUCGGUCACAAGAACAAUGACCCAGUUCAGCCCACUCCCAACGCCCGCACCUCCCAUGGUGCUCGACAUUCGACAUCGUCUUCCGACGCCAGCAGUCCUCGGCAUGGAUUUUUCGGCGGCAGCAGCGGACGUCGCUCCUCCUCUUCAGACCUCCGGGACUCUCGUCGUACAAGCACCAGCAAACGAACCGCCGGAGGCUUGUUCAACAAAAACACCGAAGAUCCUUCCAUCAGCGAUGCACGUCAACGAGUAGCCUCAGCUGAGAGAGCCGAGCAGGAGGCCGAUCGAGCAUUGGUUCAAGCCAGGGCUGCUGUUCGAGACGCCAGAGAUCAUGUCAAGAUGAUUGAGAGGGAGGCCGCUGAAGAAGCACGUCUAGCAAAGAUCAAGCAACAAAACGCCAAAGAUAUCUCCAAGAGAGCCAAGCCAUUGGGCCGUAAGUGA